Prunus avium (sweet cherry) is the source of this 826-nucleotide messenger RNA. It is a transcript of the gene CRR41, whose product is annotated as potassium/sodium hyperpolarization-activated cyclic nucleotide-gated channel protein. NCBI's taxonomy places the organism in Eukaryota, Viridiplantae, Streptophyta, Magnoliopsida, Rosales, Rosaceae. The record is from RefSeq and is a predicted model, not a curated record.
CCCGUGAUUAAUCGGUUUAAUGCUCAGCAAAACGCCUGACUCGCAUCCUAACAGGGAGAAUAGCCUUAUCUUCUUUCUCUCAGUUUGGCUUCCACUUCCCAGCUGCAGGCAUGGCUUCCAUAUUCCCACAAUUCCUCUCAACUCCAAAUCCUCACCCACUAAACCAUCUCCUCCCAACCCAAACCACCACAAACCCACCUCAGCUUUCCACCCACAGACCAUGCAGAAAACACUUGUCCCUCACCACAUGCACUCCUCCAAACUCUACUCAACCAGAUUUUCCAAGUCCAGACUCUGAAACCACCACCAGUGCAGAGACAUUUCCGAUCGAAAAGCGCAGAAAAUCGGAAAUCACCCGGGACAGGAGGAGGUCAGAAACUGGCCUUGUAAAGCCUGAGCCACCCAACUUUGAGAUUGGUUGGAAGAGAACCAAAGAGAUAAAGCUAGAGAAGCCAAUAGGGUAUGUGAUAGCUGACUUCUUGGAGAAGUUGGAGAGCUUAAUGGGAAAAGAAUUUGGUUCCGCUGACUUGUUGGUGAAAGUUGCAGAGAUUGUGGCCGAGAGAGCAAGAGAGGAAGCAGAGGUGUUGAGAGAUGAAGGCAAAGUGGAAGACAGAAUGGUGACCGAGUUGUUCAGGGUGUUGAAGUUGAUAGAAAUGGACAUGGUUAUGAUAAAGGCUGCAGUGAAGGAAGAGACUUUGAAUGAGAGGCUUGAGCAGGCCAAGGCACGCUGCAGGCAAGCUAUACUUGUUGCUUUGUCUUUUUGAAAAAGCUAAUUUAGCAAUGUGACAAUGGAGGAUAGGAUAUUUUGCUUUUCAUGAUGGUCUUU